AUGAUCGACUCCGAGAAGUCUAAUCGGGAUUUGGGUUACGACUCGAGUAGUGAUGUCGACCCCACUCCCGAAGAGGAGUCCCAAACCGCGGGUCAACCCAAGGGUUCCCUAACUCCAGAUGAACUCACGGCGCAGGGAAUGCUGUUAUAUAUCGCCGGUUACGACACUACCAGUGCUACCAUAGCUCACGCGAUAUAUUACUUGUCGCAACACGUGGACUGUCAGACCCGGCUGUUUGAGGAGCUGAAAACUUGUAAUGGAUUUACGUACGAUAACCUUGUUCACUUGAAAUACUUAAAUGCUGUGAUUAAUGAGACACUACGACUCGCACCACCCCUUACCCGUGGAAACAGGGAGUGCCGACAGGACUACAAAUUGGGAAAUACAGGUAUUACAAUACCAAAGGGCACUACAGUCGAGAUAUUUAUCUACGCCCUACACCGGGACCCGGACUUCUGGCCCAACCCUCACGACUUCAUACCCGACCGUUUCGUUGAGCCCACACACCAUCCCUACGCAUACCUGCCCUUUGGUGCCGGUCCUCGGGUUUGUAUCGGUCAGAGGUUUGCCAUGAAUGAGAUGCGAAUGUGCCUGGCUAAGUUAUUGCACAAAUAUGAGUUCACCCUGGCACAACCACCUGUGUUGGAUUAUUUUAGGGGCAGUCCGCUAAUGUCACCUAAGAAUCUGAUUGGAUUGCCGUAUUAUAAGGACAUCAAUGAUAUCUCAUAUAAAGAGGCCGACGAUAUACUAGACCAGAGCCAUAGAAAAUGUCAUUCUUUUGGAAAAACUCCCUAUUAA
This is a messenger RNA of Oppiella nova, 798 nucleotides long. The record is from the annotation of a GenBank genome assembly. Lineage: Eukaryota; Metazoa; Arthropoda; Arachnida; Sarcoptiformes; Oppiidae.